Molecule: messenger RNA, 3022 nt
Organism: Frankliniella occidentalis (western flower thrips)
Lineage: Eukaryota; Metazoa; Arthropoda; Insecta; Thysanoptera; Thripidae
Exons: 13
Coding region: 317-2965 (882 amino acids)
Biological process (GO): regulation of DNA repair; carbohydrate metabolic process; ATP generation from poly-ADP-D-ribose
Cellular component (GO): cytoplasm; nucleus
Molecular function (GO): poly(ADP-ribose) glycohydrolase activity
Source: RefSeq, a predicted model, not a curated record
CCCUGACUGCGGGUGGCGCGCUCGCUAAAUCAGCUCAGCUCAGGACGCGUGCUGUCUCUCUGUGUGUGCGACCAGGCAGAAGCCACACAUCCCAUCCCCGCCGGCCCCGACCCUGACCCUGGGCAGCCCCGGCCCGCGCGGAGCGGGCCACCGAGCGUGUACACGACGCGCCAGACCCGCCGCAGCCUCUUCCGGCCGAAGGACUGCGCGCCGUCCUGGUAGCCGCGGCGAUGGCGCCCGCGGUCCUCGGCGCCACCCCUCCGCUCUAGCGCGACAAGGAGUCUGAACGAGUGCCACCACCACCACCACCACCACCAUGGCGCUGGUGAUGCUGCCGUGCGACGUGCCCUGGUGGCCGACGCUGGUGCGGCACCUCCAGCAGAUCGCCGAGGCCAAGGACCCCGCCGAGUUCGUCGAGGGCAUGCUCAAGAUCCACAACAUGUGCAACGUGGGCUUGGACCCCGACGAGCCCGAGCGGCCGGACCAGACGGUGUUCGACGGGCUCCGGAAGUACCUGGAGAAGGAGCUGAGCGCCGCGGAGCGGAGCCACUUCCUGCGGCAGACCGCCCCCGCCAUGGUGCGCCGGGCCCUGGCCCUCAAGGACCUCAAGCCCCCCAGCGGCCUGCACUUCAGCCUACAGCAGCAAGGUGACCGGGUAGAGUACGACCGACCGUUCAUCGCCAGCGUUCUUGCCCACGCCUUCUUCUCGUCCUACCCGAAGCGGACGCCAAAGACUCAUCCUACACUACAAGACUGCAACUUUUCCCUGUUUUUCAGAAAUUUAGACCAGAAGUGCCAAAAAGCGAAGCUCAGAAGUAUCUGGAGGUACUUUGACGAGAUGGAACUGGACACGGCGCCGACGGAUAAGAUAAUCAUUUCCAGAGAGGUGAUGACGGGCAGGGAGUGGCUGACCAUCGAGGACUGGCUGGAGUGCGGGCUGCCGCUGUGCCCGCUCGCCGUGCGCCACGAGGGCCGCCUGGAGCGCGCCGAGCCGUCCGCGCUGCGGGUCUGCUUCGCCAACAGCAGGCUCGGCGGCGCGGCGCUCGAGGACGGCUCCUCCCAGGAGGCGGUGCAGUUCACGACGUGCCCCGAGCUGGUGGCCGUCCUGCUCAGGGUCGAGGCGCUCGAGGACAACGAGGCGCUCAUCGUGGAGAACCUGCUGCAGGUGGCGAGGAUCGCGGACCCCCGGCAGCGCGCCACCUUCGAGCCCGUCUCCGGCAGCGUGCUGCUGUCCGUCUGCUGCGUGGACGCCGAAAACUACCGCCGACUGCCACUCAGCCAGUUCGAGGAGGACAAUGUCCUCCGCGAGCUCAACAAAGCCCUCCUGGGCUUCAGACAGCAUCGCUGGGUGGCGCCGCCGCAGCCCCCGGAGGCGGCCCCUACCCGUGAGCACCACCAGAGGAGACUGUCCCCCAUCGGCGAGUCCUUCAGCUCGACGCAGUCCGACGCGAAGGAGCCUCACCACCCGGACGGCACCCCAGCCCGGGGCCGCGCCCCGCCGCGGGGCCGCUCCAUCUCGCCGUCGGGAAGGCCGCGGCCUCAGGGCCCGGGCCGGCCGCCCCGGCAGCCGGCGCGGCGCCCCAAGGGAGGUGGCGGCGGCCCGCCCCCGACGACGCCGGGCCCCGCGGGGGCGGCGGCCAGGAGGGGCCGCUUCAUCGUGCUGGGCUCGUCCGGGGAGUGCCUCCCGGUGAGCCGGAGGAAGAUCAUGACUGGCGGGCUCACGCAGAGAAGGGGCCCUGGGGGCGCGCUGGCCCCGGGGGCGGCGGCGGGGGCGGCGGUCCAGCCCCGGGGGAGGGCCGCGAGCCGGCCCCCGGGCGACGACAGCUCGGGCAGCGACGAGUUUCACAGCGCGCACUCCAGCCUGGAGGGCAGCGACGACGACCAGGACGGCGGCGCCCGGCGGUACAGCGCCGAGAUGGACUCUCCGCAGCGGCGCUCGGCCUUCGCGGAGCGCCUGAGGGAGGCCCUGCGGCGGGAGGCCCAGAGCUCGAGCGAGAGCGACGAGAGCAGCUACGCCGUCGGCAUCACCGUCGCCGGGACGGGGCUCGCCGACGAGGACAUCCGGUUACGGCGCGGCGGGUCGCGUGGCUUCAUGCUGGACGACUCCCGCUCGGUGGAGAGCUACACCGAGGCGCCCAGCGACGCGCUCGCGCUCGCCCUCACCCUCGCCGCCCAGAGCGGGCCGCCCGAACGGAGGCCGCUGGCGCAGGGCGGGGGCGCGCAGAUGCGCCGCUCCUCCUCGUCCAAGUACAGCUUCGACACGGAGCUGAGCUCAGACCUGGAGGACGCGUACGAGCAGUUCGCCAACCUGGUGGAGGACCAGCGGUCGUCGUCCGGGUCCUCCGAGAUGGAGGGCCGCGUGGACGGGCGCGACGUGGCCGUGGCCCAGUUCGCCAGCCGGCUGCUCAAGCGGACGCUCAGCGACUCGUUCGCCGGCGUGCAGCUCGGCGACGAGCACGAGCCGCAGCCCAGGAAGCCCACCCUGCUGGCCGGGGGGUCUUUCGGGGCGACGGACGGCGGCAAGCAGCGCCACCUCAAGCUCGCGCACAUCGCGAGGAGCAUGAGCCUGGAGCUCGCCAAGCACAAGCACCGCCUGGCCAGUCAGCUCGUGUCGCAGCUGGAGGCGGCGCUGAGUGGGGAGGCCGCGAGCCGCGGCGGCAUGCGCGCCGUGGCCACGGGCAACUGGGGCUGCGGCUCCGAGCGCGCGGGCGACCCGCAGCUCAAGCUCAUCAUCCAGUGGCUGGCGGCCAGCGUGGCCGGCGCGCCCUGCCUCGUCUACUACACCUGCGGACACCACAAACUGCUCAAGUUGGACACGGUGUGCAGGAUUGUGCUCGACCGACAUUGGACCGUAGGCGAGUUGACCGACGCGGCUCUUGGAUUUGCUCAAACCUGUCUCGACAGCCCAAGUCCACCCCACACAGGGCAGGCACUUUUCGAUGCCCUCCUCGGGGUGGAACGUUAAGAUUUUACUUAAAGACAUGUUCAUGUACAGAUAAUGAUGAUUUCACGAGUGCUUCAU